Molecule: messenger RNA, 240 nt
Organism: Amoebophrya sp. A120
Lineage: Eukaryota; Dinophyceae; Syndiniales; Amoebophryaceae
Source: the annotation of a GenBank genome assembly
CAUAGACGUUCCAGCUCGUCCUUGCAAGUAAAAGUAGACCAGAAGUUAUCCUGCUACAGCCUCGUGUUCUUGAGGUUGAGAGGAGCGACCGGUAUUAAUUAUCUUGCCUUGUGUCCUCGAGCGGUUCUUGACCUCGCUCUCCUUGUCCUCCACCGAGGGCGUGAUUUGAAAGAAAAAAGUCAGCGUGCGUCAUCUCAGAACAGUAUUAGAGGGAGAGUGGUAGUGGUGAAGAUGGUGUAG